Messenger RNA from Gorilla gorilla gorilla (western lowland gorilla), 4574 nucleotides. It is a transcript of the gene TIMM50, whose product is annotated as translocase of inner mitochondrial membrane 50. Bases 16 to 1386 code for a protein of 456 amino acids. The record is from RefSeq and is a predicted model, not a curated record. The transcript is spliced from 11 exons. Lineage: Eukaryota; Metazoa; Chordata; Mammalia; Primates; Hominidae.
CUGACUCCCUUCAUUAUGGCCUCAGCUUUAUCUCUGGGCAAUAAGUGUGAUCCCUUCCUUCGCCGCGUCCUUUGCAGGGGCGGUGGCGCUCUGCAAGGCCCAAGGGGGCGUGGUCCAGAUGACUUUGGAUCCCAGUUGUCGCCCCCAGGGCCAGCCAGGAGACUGGUCAGAGGCAAACGCGCCUGCGGCAAUCCGCCCGAUGCCUUUGGUCUCUCUCGGGCUUCCGUCCACCCGCCCCUCCCCCGCGUUUCCAUUGGCUGUAGCUCCGGCCCGGGGCGGGCGAAGAGGGAGCGAGUGGGCGGGGCCGUGUGGCGUCAGCGCAAGAUGGCGGCCUCGGCAGCGGUGUUCUCGCGCUUGCGAAGCGGGCUCCGGCUCGGCUCGCGGGGACUGUGCACGAGGUUGGCGACGCCGCCCCGCCGGGCCCCAGAUCAGGCCGCAGAGAUCGGGAGCCGCGGGAGCACUAAGGCACAAGGGCCACAGCAGCAGCCGGGCUCAGAGGGUCCCAGCUAUGCCAAAAAAGUUGCGCUCUGGCUUGCUGGGCUGCUUGGAGCUGGUGGGACUGUGAGCGUCGUCUAUAUCUUUGGAAACAACCCGGUGGACGAAAAUGGUGCCAAGAUUCCUGAUGAGUUCGACAAUGAUCCAAUUCUGGUACAGCAGUUGCGCCGGACAUACAAAUAUUUCAAAGAUUAUAGACAGAUGAUCAUCGAGCCCACCAGCCCUUGCCUUCUCCCAGACCCUCUGCAGGAACCGUACUACCAGCCACCCUACACGCUCGUUUUGGAGCUCACCGGCGUCCUCUUGCAUCCUGAGUGGUCGCUGGCCACUGGCUGGAGGUUUAAGAAGCGCCCGGGCAUCGAGACCUUGUUCCAGCAGCUUGCCCCUUUAUAUGAAAUUGUCAUCUUUACGUCAGAGACUGGCAUGACUGCGUUUCCACUCAUUGAUAGUGUGGACCCCCAUGGCUUCAUCUCCUACCGCCUAUUCCGGGAUGCCACAAGAUACAUGGAUGGACACCAUGUUAAGGAUAUUUCAUGUCUGAAUCGGGACCCAGCUCGAGUAGUAGUUGUGGACUGCAAGAAGGAAGCCUUCCGCCUGCAGCCCUAUAACGGCGUUGCCCUGCGGCCCUGGGACGGCAACUCUGAUGACCGGGUCUUGUUGGAUCUGUCUGCCUUCCUCAAGACCAUUGCACUGAAUGGUGUGGAGGACGUGCGAACCGUGCUGGAGCACUACGCCCUGGAGGAUGACCCACUGGCGGCUUUCAAACAGCGGCAAAGCCGGCUAGAGCAGGAGGAGCAGCAGCGCCUGGCCGAGCUCUCCAAGUCCAACAAGCAGAACCUCUUCCUUGGCUCCCUCACCAGCCGCUUGUGGCCUCGCUCCAAACAGCCCUGAACUCUGGGCCUCCUCAAACUCAGUGCCUGGGUCCAGGGCCCCAGUGCUUCCAGACCAAGACUUGGGCCACCACUUGUCCAAUAAAGUACAUCCCAGACGCCACACCUGCUGUGUCCCGAGAGUCUCCAGAUGGGGGCAUCAGGGUGAGGCCUGGGACUCUUGGGUCAUCGUCCCACAGUGGCUGAUCGGCUGCCAAGCACAGUGGGGGUGCUUUGUUGGAUCAGAGCAGAUUUUUCACCCUGGUCUCGGAAUCUAAAAACCCUCGCUGUGUCUUCCUGUGUGUUGUGUGAUCUGUGAAAAAUACAUCUCCCUCUGACCACAGACUCCCCAUGUGUGGAGAAGGGAAGAGAGGAUGGCACUUGGCUUUAAAGACAGGUAGCUGCCAGGCUACUGUGGAGAGAAUGUGUUAUGGGCCCAGUGGGGCUCUGGUGGACCAGAGAUUACCCCUCUCAACAGGCCAGCUGCUGGUUGGCUCCAGCCAGUGUGGCCCUGGGGUAAAGGGGGACUGGAGUUGCUUGACACGCCAGUUGUUCAAAAGAAGCAAGAACUUGGGUUUUUUUGUUUUUUUUUUUGAGACAGGGUCUCACUGUUGCCUAGGCUGGAGUGCAGUGAUGUGAUCUUAGCUUACUACAGCCUUGACCUCCCGGCUCAAGUGAUCUCUAAGUGACCCUCCUGCCUCAGCCUCCUGAGUACCCUCCUGGGGACUACAGGUGCGUGCUACCAUACCCAGCUAAUUUAAACAAAUUUUUUUUUUGUAGAGAUGGGGUCUUGGUGCCCAAGCUGGUCUCAAACUCCUAGUCUUAAGCAGUCUUCCUGCUUUGGCCUCCCAAAGCGCUAGGAUUACAGGUGUGAGCUACCAUGCCCAGCUAAAAUAGGGGUUUUUACAUUAAAUCUCCCUAUUUUAAAAUGUUGGCUCCUAGCGGGGCGCAGUGGCUCACGCCUGUAAUCCCAGCACUUUGGGAGGCUGAGGCGGGUGGAUCACCUGAGGUCAGGAGUUCGAGACCAGCCUCAACAUGGAGAAACCCCAUCUCUACUAAAAAUAAAAAAUUAGCUGGGCGUGGUGGAGCAUGCCUGUGAUCCCAGCUACUCGGGAGGCUGAGGCAGGAGAAUCGCUUGAACCUGGGAGGUGGAGGUUGUGGUGAGCCAAGAUCACGCCAUUGCACUCCAGCCUGGGCAACAGCAGCGAAACUCUAUCUCAAAAAAUAAAAUAAAAUAAAUAAAUAAAUAAAAUGUUGGCUUCUAACUAAAACAGGCAGAUAUGUAGCAGUGUUCUCCACUGGAACUUUCUGUGAUGUUUGGUUCAUGUUCUAGGUCUGUACUGUCCAGUACAGUAGCCAGUGGCCACAUAAAGGUUUUUUUUUUGUUUUUUGAGACGGAGUUUCGCUCUUAUUGCCCAGGCUGGAGUGCAAUGGCACGACGUCGGCUCACCACAACCUCCGCCUCCCGGGUUCAAGCAGUGCUCCCGCCUCAACCUACCAAGUAGCUGAGAUUACAGGCGCACACCACCACGCCCGGCUAAUUUUUGUAUUUUUUUAGUAGAGACAGGGUUUCACCAUGUUGGUUGGCUGGUCUCGAACUCCUGACCUCGUGAUCCGCCCGCCUCGGCCUCCCAAAGUGCUGGGAUUACAGGCAUGAGCCACCAUGCCUGGCCCCACAUAAAGUUUCUGAGCGCUUGAAAUGUAGCUAGUGUGACUGAGAAACUGAAUUUUUAAUUUUGUUUUAGACUGGGCACAGUGGCUCACGCCUGUAAUCCCGACACUUUGGGAGGCCGAAGCAGGAGGAUUGCUUGAAUCCAGGAGUACGAGACCACCCUAGGCAACAUGGUGAAAUCCUGUCUCUAAAAAAAAAAACAAAAUAAUGAGCCCAGCGAGGUUAUGUGUACCUGUAGUCCCAGCUACGUGAGAGGCUGAGAUGGGAGGAAUCCCUUGAGCCAAGGAGGUCGUGCGUGGCUGUGAUGAGCUGUGAUCGUGCCACUAAAUUCUAGCCUGGGCGACAGUGAGACCCUGUCUCAAAAAAAAAAACCCAAAAAACUUAAGAUUUUUUUCUGGAGUCAGGGUCUCGCUCUGUUGCCCAGGCUGGAGCACAGUGGUGUAACUAUAUAUAGCUCACUGCAGUGUUGAACUUCUGGGCUCAAACAAUCUUCCUGCCUUGGCCUCCCCAAAUGCUGAGAUUACAGGAGUGAGCCACUCUGCCCAGCUACUUUUAAUUAAAUAGCCACAUGUGUCUCCUGUAUUGAAGUGCCACUGUGUAUUAAGAGUAUGAGUCCCAGAUUGUGUAAGUUCAAAUCCAAGCUCUACCACUUCUCGGCUGGCUUGUGAUCCUGUGCAAGUUACUUUACCUCUCAGUGCCUCGGUUUCUACAUUUAUAAAAUAAUAACUGGGCAGGCACAGUGGCUCAUGCCUGUCAUCCCAACACUUCAGGAGGCCGAGGUGGGAGGAUCGCCUGAGGCCAGGAGUUGGAGAGCAGCCUGGGCAACAUGGGAAGACCCUGUCUCUUGGGGGGGGGGUGGAAAAAAGUUCUUGUCUCAUAGGCUAGCUUUGGGGACCAAAUGAAGCACUGCCAUGUAGGCACUCAAAUGGAACUAUGUAAACCUUAGGCAAGGCACCUCUGCCUCAGUUUCCUCAUCUCUAAAAUGGGGUGAUGGUAGUAUGUUAGCAGAGUGAUUGUGAGGAGUGAACGGGACAGUCCGUAUGCGGGUUAUAUGUAUAUAUUCCCAGGUGCUUGCUGUUACCAGGCCAUAUGGGUUAUUCACAGAUUGAAAUAUCUUAGCUGGGCACGGUGGCUCACCCCUAUAAUCCCAUCACUUUGGGAGGCCGAGGCAGGUGGAUCACCUGAGGUCAGGAGUUCGAGACCAGCCUGGCCAACAUGGUGAAACCCUGUCUCUACUAAAAAAAUACAAAUAAAUUAGCUGGGCAUGGUGGUGGGUGCCUGUAAUCAGCUACUUGGGAGGCUGACGCAGGAUAAUCGAUUAAACCCGGGAGGCAGAGGUUGCAGUGAGCCGAGAUCACACCAUUGCACUCCAGCCUGGGCGACAGAGUAAGACUCUGUCUCAAAAAAAAAAAAAAAAAAAACCAGUUUGACUUUAUCUCCCUCGCCCUGCCUCCAUCCCCACAUUGCUCCCCACUGUCCCAGUCUCUCCUACUCCGGCCUUCAUCUAGUGCUAAUACUGAUUAAAUAUUCUAAGAUGA